Messenger RNA from Panicum virgatum (switchgrass), 581 nucleotides. RefSeq lists its product as uncharacterized. The transcript is spliced from 3 exons. Lineage: Eukaryota; Viridiplantae; Streptophyta; Magnoliopsida; Poales; Poaceae. The coding region runs from base 52 to 432 and encodes 126 amino acids. The record is from RefSeq and is a predicted model, not a curated record.
UCAACUGAGGAAAGCAUAGUACUUUUUGAUGGUGAAGCACCAGCAUCCUCUAUGACUUUUCCACCAAGCCAAAGUGUGCAACCUACAACUAAGAAGAAAAUUAGAAAAGGUACAUUAGAUUCUGGAGGCUCAAUCAGAUCCAAGUCAGCAGGUAGUGCAGGUAGUACAAACCAGCCUGAGCCCAUUAGCUCUGAGUUUCCCAUGGCUAGGGGAAAUCCACUUGUUGCAGCCAAAGAAAAAGGGAACAAGCUAGCUAACAAGGCUAAAGAUAAGGGAAAGCUCAUGAAGCCCAAAGCCAAGAAGCAAACUAAAGACAAAGGAAAGAAGAACGAUGUGUCAUUUGAAAGCCCUGCAAUGGGCACAAGAAGCAAAAAAGUUGAUUCUUGCAGCCCUGCAAUGAGCACAAGAAGCAAAAGAAAGCUCAGUUUGUGAUUUACCAUAUUCUGGACUUGUUGAACUCGUUUUGUGGAGCUGUAUGUGAACAUGCAUGUCAUGCAGUAUCUAUUGUUAGGUGUCUGCACCUACUAUAUGUGAACUCACGUAAGAAAUGUGGCUGUGAACUCAUUAGUAUGUUGACUAUG